Drosophila sulfurigaster albostrigata is the source of this 1988-nucleotide messenger RNA. It is a transcript of the gene Psn, whose product is annotated as presenilin homolog. The coding region runs from base 260 to 1858 and encodes 532 amino acids. Gene Ontology annotation, molecular function: aspartic endopeptidase activity, intramembrane cleaving. Lineage: Eukaryota; Metazoa; Arthropoda; Insecta; Diptera; Drosophilidae. The record is from RefSeq and is a predicted model, not a curated record. Gene Ontology annotation, cellular component: membrane raft; neuronal cell body; neuromuscular junction. The transcript is spliced from 7 exons. Gene Ontology annotation, biological process: amyloid precursor protein catabolic process; calcium ion transport; membrane protein ectodomain proteolysis.
GUUCGUGUACCGCAACAAAAGAAAGUUAGCAAUUUUUUUGGGCUGGAACGCGAAUAUAAAUUUAUUUAUUUUUCUUCGACAAUUGUACGUAGUGCAAGUUAAAUGCAUUUCUCAUCAUUCAAUUGCUACAUCAUCAUCAACAACAUCAAUACUCACGGUCUACAUAUUGCGAACUUUUAAAGUUACUUCAUCAACUACGGCAUCGAAGUGGUCAUCAUCUAACGCUGAGGAGGCGGCGGCUAACGAACGCACACCGCUCAUGGACGCCCACGUCAGUGCCUCGACAUCGUCAACGGCGACGGUGGCAGUAGCAGGCGAAGAUGAGAACCUGAGCGGCGAGGCCGAGCGUUUGGAACGUCCUCCAAGGCGGCAAAAGCAACAACGGAAUAACUAUGGCUCAAAUGCAGAUUCACCAGAUGGCGCUGUGCUUACAGUACCAAGCGUCGUCAUACGUGACUCAACCGCACGACCUUCAAGACUGUCUGGGGGAGGAGGUGGUGGUGGUGGAGAUGGAGCACCUGGGCCAUCACAACAGGAAAUCGAAGAGGAGCAGGGCUUGAAAUAUGGUGCCCAACACGUUAUUAAAUUAUUUGUGCCCGUUUCGCUUUGCAUGCUGGUCGUUGUGGCUACCAUUAACUCAAUAAGCUUCUACAACAGCACGGAUGUCUAUCUUCUCUAUACGCCUUUUCAUGAGCUGUCGCCGGAGCCGACCGUUAAGUUUUGGAAUGCGUUGGCCAACUCAUUGAUCCUCAUGAGCGUCGUUGUGCUGAUGACCAUACUGCUGAUUGUACUGUACAAGAAGCGCUGCUAUCGUGUAAUCCAUGGCUGGCUUAUACUCUCGUCCUUUAUGUUAUUGUUCAUCUUUACGUACUUAUAUCUGGAGGAGCUGCUGCGUGCCUAUAACAUUCCAAUGGACUAUCCCACAGCAGUGCUGAUCAUGUGGAACUUUGGUGUCGCCGGCAUGAUGGCCAUCCACUGGCAAGCACCACUGCGUUUGCAGCAAGGCUAUCUGAUAUUUGUGGCCGCCCUAAUGGCCUUGGUGUUCAUCAAGUAUCUGCCGGAAUGGACGGCCUGGGCUGUGUUGGCAGCCAUCUCAAUUUGGGAUCUUAUUGCUGUCCUGUCGCCGCGUGGUCCGCUGCGUAUUUUGGUGGAAACCGCCCAGGAGCGCAAUGAGCAAAUCUUUCCCGCUUUGAUUUAUUCGUCCACGGUUCUUUACACCUACAUGGGCACACAUUAUACGCCAGAGCAGCCACUGCCAACAACGACAUCUUCGCCAUCCUCCAGCAACUCGACGACAACAACGCGCGCCACACAAAACUCGCUUGCCUCACCGGAUCCAGGAGCAGGUGCAAGCAGCAGCUCACGUUCAGGUAAUUCGCGGCACGGCCAGCGACAGCAGGAGAAUAAUCAGGCGGCAGCUGAAGCUGAGGCGGCUGGCUUCACCCAGGAAUGGUCGGCAAAUCUGAGCGAUCGUGUAGCGCGUCGUCAAAUCGAGGUGCAGACUACACAGAGCGGCAAUGGACGUCGCUCGAAUGAGUAUCGCACGGUCACAACGCCUAAUCAGCCGCAGAUGGAGGCGCAGGAGGAGCGUGGCAUUAAGCUGGGACUGGGCGAUUUCAUUUUCUAUUCUGUACUUGUGGGGAAGGCCUCCAGCUAUGGCGACUGGACGACAACAAUUGCCUGCUUUGUGGCCAUCCUUAUUGGCCUUUGCCUGACGCUGCUGCUCUUGGCCAUUUGGCGCAAGGCUUUGCCCGCUCUGCCAAUCUCAAUUACCUUUGGCCUGAUAUUCUGUUUUGCCACCAGCGCUGUGGUGAAACCAUUUAUGGAGAAGCUGUCUGCCAAACAAGUGUUUAUAUAAUAAUGACAGUGGAAUUUAACACACACUAAUCCGUGUCCUAGUAUUCUGUGUAAUCAUAGUCUAAAACAAAAACAAACAUCCUUUUACAAUACAUUUCUUUAUUUAACAAAGCGUAAUAACAAACAGAAAA